AUGCCAACGACCGAUUUAAGGGUAGAGGAUUUUGUACAGGAAUUGAUUGCAAAACAUGAAUCUAAUUCCUAUAAAAAAAUGGUGAUUUACAUAGAUGCAAAUGAAGCUGGGAGCAUGUUUGAAGGACAUCUUCCAAAUGAAAUAAACGUCUAUGCAACUACAUCUUCUGUUGCCAAUGAGUCUAGUAUUGGAUUUUACUGUCCAGACUCACCAAUACCUACCCCACCUGAGUAUGAAGUUUGUUUAGGAGAUUUAUACAGCAUUUCUUGGAUGGAAGAUAGUGACAUAAGUGAUAGGUCUAGCAAAACUCUGCAACAAAAAUACUCUUUUGUCCGUGAAAGAUCAAUCCCUUCUCAUGUCACAAAAUAUGAUUAUGUCUAUUUCCGUUAUUUGAAACUUAAGGUGGAAAGAGCGCCAUAUGGUUUAGAAGAUCAGCACAAUGCCCAAAAAGCUUUAGAGGUUGAAAUUGCUCACAAAAAAAAGACGACCACAAUGUAG
Vicia faba (fava bean) is the source of this 498-nucleotide messenger RNA. NCBI's taxonomy places the organism in Eukaryota, Viridiplantae, Streptophyta, Magnoliopsida, Fabales, Fabaceae. The record is from the annotation of a GenBank genome assembly.